This is a messenger RNA of Gasterosteus aculeatus aculeatus (three-spined stickleback), 4495 nucleotides long. The record is from RefSeq and is a predicted model, not a curated record. NCBI's taxonomy places the organism in Eukaryota, Metazoa, Chordata, Actinopteri, Perciformes, Gasterosteidae.
AGCAAAGAAAAAUGUUCCAAAGUCACAGUGACGAGCUCUCUUUUUUGCUUUACCUUCACUGGACUUUUUAUAGUUUAAUUAGGCAAACGUUUGUUAAUAUGUUUAUCUGGUCUUUGGUAUCACAUACACUCGGAGUUCAAGUUUGCUUAAUUUGCAUCAAAUAUAUCUGAUGAUGUAUAUAUAGAAACUCACGCCAGGAGCACAGGUGCUUGUAAAUUGUUUCACCUGCUCCUUGCCACGACUUAUUUAGACCCGAAGUUACUUUGACCCUCACAUUCUCACCGCGGGGCUCUCGACUAAAUGAAUAAUAAAUAACGCAGCGGUUCGAGUCGAAUUUUAUCCACGCUAACCCGAAUUUCCAUAUGCAGAUCUGUCUCUCCCUACAGUCCCCCUCGCCAUCACACCGUUUCUUGCAUUCUAAUGCAUUCUCGCAUCUUUCCAAAACCCCCCCUUCGCCGUGGAUGAGCUCGCUUUUGUCGACUUACGGGUCGUUAUUUCUACACGUUUGACUUGCCCAGUGCGGAGAGGCGCUAUCGGUGCGCUGUUUUGCAUGCUCUAAAUGUGCACGUUUUGAUAGCCGGUAGUCAGCGGAGACAAUAAAAAUGAACGCGUCGGGAGAUUCGUUCCUGUGCGAUGCAGCGAAAACCCGCUCUGCCUUCAGCAGGAGACAGUCCGUCUGUGUGAGGGCUCUGUGGCCACCAACAGAAAGCCUGCUCCUCGCUGGGUGGGGUGUACGCUGGCGGCCCUGCACCUCCACUGGGAUUGACUGGGGCCCGAGCCCCUGUGAGGUUAUCGAUUUCAAUCAGUGGCCUGGGAGAUUGGAGCUGAAUGAUGCUGCAGACUUUAAACGGCUCCAUGUUCAGUGCAGCCCUGCUGGUUGUUGGCUGCCUGCUGCUGCAGAGGAAUCCAGUGACCACAGAGGGGCAUCGUGGGACCAACCGCCAUGUCUUCUACGCGCUUCGAGUGGACGGAGGCCCCGCGGCCGCCAGAGCUCUGGCCGAGCAGCACGGACUGGAGUUCAUACUGCGGGUUGGCAGCCUGCAGGAUGUGUACACACUCAGAGACAGCAGGGGGCGCCGUGACAGAGCCGCCUUUGAGAGCACACUUUCUACAGCAGAAGGGGUUCAUCAGGUGACGAGGCAGCACAGUCAUUACAGAGACAAGCGGGUUCCUGUGGAAGGACUGGACUUCAAAUUCACUCACAGUUUCCAGAGGGGAGAGUCUGCAUCCGACAGGCAGCCUGAGGAGAAUAAGAGUGACCAGUCCCUCACCUUCAAUGACCCGCUCUGGCCCAUGCAGUGGGAACUGCUUGCACAGGGCGAGUACAGCUUCAGUGGGUUUGACCUUAAUGUGAUGCCGGUUUGGAAGAACACCAUCACCGGUGACGGAGUAGUGGUCAGCAUCGUCGACGAUGGUAUUGAUCACACAAACAAGGACCUGAAGAAGAACUUUGAGGCCCUCGCCAGUUUUGACGUGCGCGCGUCACACGGUCUGUCACAUGAUCCCAUGCCACUCCGAGACGAGGAGAAUAGUCAUGGUACCCGGUGUGCGGGGGAAGUUGCCAUGGAGGCCAACAACUCCUACUGCGGUGUGGGCAUCGCCUUCAACGCCAGAAUCGGAGGUAUCCGCCUGUUGGACGGCCCCGUCACCGAUGCCAUGGAGGCCACGUCCCUGACCUACAACAUGGCCUUCAUCGACAUCUACGUCUGCAGCUGGGGCCCCCAAGACGACGGGGCCACGGUGGACGGGCCGCUCAGCUUGACGGCGCGGGCCCUUCGGCUGGGAACCCACGAGGGCCGGCGUGGGAAGGGCAGCAUCUUCGUGUGGGCGGCGGGUAACGGCGGACCGCACCGCGACCACUGCGGCGCAGACGGCUACGUCAACUCCAUCUACAACAUCGCCGUCGGCGGCGUCUCUGAAACGGGGAAGCCCGCCUUCUUCGGCGAGCCCUGCCCCGGCGUGAUGGCCGUCACUCUGACGGGGUCCGCGGUGGGGGGGCCGCUCCCUCUGGUCACCGUGACCAACAUGGACGACGGCUGUGUCACGUACUUUCCAGGAACAUCCAGUGCUGCCCCCAUCGCUGCAGGGAUCCUGGCGCUGGCGUUGGAAGUGAAUCCUGCGCUGACGUGGAGGGACGUGCAGCAUCUGAUCGCCAACACGGCGAAGAUCCCCGACCCCAAAGAGCCUGGCUGGAACAUCAACGCGGCAGGACACCAUGUCCACCACAGGUAUGGUUUUGGAUUGUUGGAUGCAGGGCUGAUGGUACAGCAGGCCGCACACUUCAGCACUGUCAUGCCACAGAGGAAGUGCAUGCAAGGAGGCCCACUCACUCCUACCAGGACCCUUUCUCCGGGGGGCUUGGUGACUGUGGACUUUCAAUCAGCUGCCUGCCUCGGGACGACUGAUGACAUCAACACUCUGGAGCACGUUCAGGUGAGCGUGAGCAUCGACGCCGUGUGCCGCGGCGACCUCUCCAUCAGUCUGGAGUCUCCAGCUGGCACCGUAUCACUGCUGCUGGAUACGCGGCCCAACGACGCCUCCGCUGCAGGCCUGAAAAACUGGACCCUGAUGACGGUGCACUGCUGGGGGGAGCACCCGCGGGGCCUCUGGUCCCUCAAGAUUUACUGUCCCCUCUGUGACCAAUUACGAAGGCCCAGUAUGUCACAGAGACGGGGAGGAAACACGGCGAAGCCGGGCGCCGUAACGACGGCGCCGCUCAUUAACGGAGGGCCGAGGCGAGUCGCAACACGAAUUAACGCUCGCAUUUUACGUGCCGCAUGCCUUGGCACACCGCAAACACACACACACACUCACUGAUUGGUUUUACGCUGUUUGUCAACUUUACCGCGGAAUGGAGAGAAACAUGUAGAAAAACAAUUACAAGGUGGGGAAAAUAGGACGUGUGAGUGUUACAACUCUGGCAAGAAGGAACAGAGAAAAAGGAAAAGGAGACACACACCUAAAAGAUGAACUGUGAAACUACAGAUUCAGUCAAUUCACUAUCACGGUUCACCCAAAACGUUCUCACUGUGCCAAUACAAGCUACAGGAAGGACUAUUCCAAACACCUGGAAUAAUACAACCAUUGUGUUUGGCACAAUUGUGAACAUUUCUUGUUAUUUGAUUGUUUUUGACGUUGUCUGUGCCGCUGCAAAAAUAGAAAAUUGCAGAGGUACGCCAAUUAACUCUUGAAAGGACAAGGGAGAGAAACGGAGGACGAGACAGAGGACGUGCUGGACUGGCUGCUGGAGAGUGAAGGGUGGACUAUAAAAUGGAGGCCCUGGGAAGAGACUUUAACCGGACUAUCUGCCGGAUCACUGUUUUAAAAACUCAGGGGCAGCAGAGGAGAGGAGGAGGAGGAGGAGGAGGAGGAAGAGGAGCCUCUGCGGAGGGUCUAUAUUGAUUCGUCAUGAUGACAAUUGUCAAAGAGCGCCGUGGUGCUGCCGCUAUAAAAGCGCGACUGAAGUGAAGAGGGAGCGAGUGUUAUGGCUCGAGGCUCAGCUGACCUUCCAGCGCUGUGAAGGAGACGGGACCACAUGGCUGGAAAUAUACUCUCUCUCUCUCUCUCUCUCUCUCUCCCCUCUGCUCGCUCUACCGCCAUCUGUGGUGCCUUCACUCUGUGCUGUUUAUCACAGACAGUAUUGCAGGCGGUGUUCCACAAUAUAAGGAUGGAUUUUGCCAGCAAUGUACAGUAUGGAUUUAAAUUGCACGGAUCUGACUGACCAUGGAAUUUAACAUCAAUGCUGUAUGAAUAUUAAUAUCUGUGAUAACCAUUAAGGAUUCAUUCAUAAGCAGAUGGAAGUAUAUCAAAUGUUAUUUUGACCGUGUGUCCUUCAUCUUCCUUCGUACACACACACACACACACACACACACACACACACACACACACACACAAGUGUCUCCCUCUCGUCUUUUCCUUUAGUGCUUUUCUGUCUUAAUGCUAUAGGACUGUGAAACGUGACAAUAUGAAAGUUCAUCUAUUAGUAAACUAUGUGUAGUUAGUUCGUUAGUUCUGGCUGGUUUAAUUCAUGGUUUCACCCAAAUACAAAAUCCCUGCAGAUAGUUUGGGAUUGAUUGGGUUUUUUUUCCGGAGAUCUCUGCCUGAAUAAAAUGCAGGUAGAUAGAAUCGUGUUUGUGGUUCUUACAGAGAUGAAAGAUGACCUUCAAGGAAGUAUAUCUGUCAGGAAUCUGUGCAUUACAACCGAACAGAACAAACUGUGAGGGGUUUAUGUCGAAAUGAAACUGAAAUGUUGCUUUUUUUAUUGGAAUAUGAAAGACAAUCGCAAAGUCCCACCGUGGUAUUGGUGUGGAGACAUCUCACCGACUGGAAAGAUGAAAGGAAAAUGUAUUUUCAUGAAAGCCUUAUUAGAUACUACUUGAGGUGAGAGAAAAACGUCUCUUUCAUAAUGUUGACGAGCAGACUUUUGGGCAGCAUUUCUGCACUAUAGUGCUUUACACAAUAUACCCAGAUGAAAACACACAGAUAUAUAAAUCAA